Molecule: messenger RNA, 858 nt
Organism: Medioppia subpectinata
Lineage: Eukaryota; Metazoa; Arthropoda; Arachnida; Sarcoptiformes; Oppiidae
Source: the annotation of a GenBank genome assembly
UAUUCUUUGGAUCCCAAUAAUACAAGAGAUGCAAAACGGAGAGCUUUAUAUAUACAUUCAGGACAUCGCGGCCAACCUCUCGCCACCGAUUGCCGCCAUUUAUAUACUGGCCAUCGCGUGGAAGAGAGUCAACGAAAAGGGCGCCUUUUGGGCACUCAUUAUUGGAUUAGUUGCGGGAGUCGUCCGAUUGAUCAUAAAUAUCAUAUAUCGAGAGCCCAUUUGUGGUGAACAGGAUUUGCGGCCAAAUAUCCUUAAACUUCAUUACAUGUAUUUCGCAAUAAUUAUCUUUUGGUUAAGUAUUUUCUCUGCCGUUAUAAUCAGUUUAUUGACUCAGAAAACCGAAGAAUUCCGGCUCAUUCGCACCACUUAUUGGACAAGAUUUGAUGAAAGAGAGCGAACCGAUGAGACCGAGAAUGUGGAUCAAAUUGAAUGCCAACACAUCAAUAAUGAAAGCAACAGUCAAAGCAACGGAACAUUAAUCACUGGAAACGCGGAUUUUGUCGAAAAGAAAGUCAAAGAAUCUUUGAUCAGAAACUUUUUCCAAUGGUUUUGUGGAAUCAAUUACAAGAAUCAAAGUGAGAGUACACUGAAUGAUAAUUUGGCAAAUAUUGCAAAUAUUCAUCAAACCAAGUAUGAGAAGAGGAUUCUUAUGAUCUGUCUUAUGAUUGUGAUAUCAAUAGCGGUCACACUUUUUGUUUACUUUUCACUUCCGUUAGAAAUCCGCUUUUAUAUUUAAUAAUUAAUUCAUUUAUAGUAAUAUAAGUUUGUUCGCCAAUAAUAUAACCCUGGUCACCAAUAAUUAUUUAUAACACAUCAUUCAAUUCAGACAUUAAAACACGUGUUAAGUCAAGCAUCAAG